Molecule: messenger RNA, 705 nt
Organism: Stylonychia lemnae
Lineage: Eukaryota; Ciliophora; Spirotrichea; Sporadotrichida; Oxytrichidae
Source: the annotation of a GenBank genome assembly
AUGGACGAACAAAACAUAAUUCAUCGUAUGUUGGCAAAAGGAGACUCUUUGAGACCUGCCUAUAAGGACUUUGACUUCUCUUAGCUGGACAGUACUCAAUAAAAAUACCUGAAUAAAUUGACCUUGUUCUCAAAACAUAGGGAAAGAAUUAUUAGGAAGUUCAAUUCGACUAGAAUCACUUAUGAUGUGAAAAUAGCUUUUCUUGAUUAACACUCAAUGAAGCUGGGAAACAAUAUAUUCUAUGACUUGGAAUCAAAGAGAUAAGAUUAUAUUGGUAGUAUUGACUUCGUACCUUUUACAACUCUAGUCUCUGGGUUUGUAUUUUUCUGUGGAUUUGCAAUGAGGACUCCAAUGACUAGCAAACUAUACAAGGAGUUAGGGUACUCUUUAAUACUUGGGGGUGCACUCUCAUACACUUAUGUUUACUACUAUAAGAAGUAAUAUUUGUACAAGGUAGAUGAGAUUUAUGAUAAACUGAAACUAAAGUUUGCUACAAACCCUGCCUUCUCAACUAUCAAGGAGGACUAGCAGAUUAUCAAGAAUUUUGGCUUCAAUAAAUACAAUGAUGCUGAUACAGAUGAAUAAGAUCUAGAUGCUGAGGAUGAAGGACUGAGAGAGAUUGGCAUAUUCGAAGGAAACCCCAAUGAUGAUAGAAAUGAAUUUAAAGAUAAAAUAUUAGGCAUAUUAUAUGGUGGAGAGAAAUGA